AUGCACGCGCAUGAAGGAAGGUACGGCGUCUUGAAGCGGUAUAUUGACAAGGAGACACGUGUGAUGUACCCGGCGAAAGUUAUACGGAACCGCCUGCAUGGUGAGUGGUUCUUGGAAAACAUCAAUCAUGAGAUUGCUGUGCUGAUGCUGUUCACCUCCUCAAAGCGGAUCGUGCGCCUGCACGCAGUGUACCGGUGUCUCGCCAGUACGUCACUCAUAUUUGAGUACGCUGCUGGUGGUGACUUGCAAAAGCUGCUCGAAAAGCAGGCCACGUGGCGGUUUCCAGAAGAGAAGGUUAAAGUGUGCAUGCGCGAGAUACUUCGCGGCGUCCGUGAACUUCACAUGUUAUGCAUUGCUCAUCUUGACCUCAAGCCACAGAACAUUCUGCUGAUGGGCGACGACAUUGAAGAUGGCAUAAAACUGUGCGAUUUUGGUCUCACCCGAAUGGUGGGCAAUGGCGUUCACGAUGUGUGUGACCUCGCCGGAACACCAGAUUACGCAGCACCGGAAGUGCUGCGGUACACGCCGCUGUCAAUCAGUACGGAUAUCUGGUCGCUAGGCGUGAUAGCGUAUGUUAUCUUGAGCGGUCACUCACCAUUCGGUGCCGAUACUCGAGAAGAAACGUAUGACAAUGUACUGAGGCACCGUUUAAGUUUCCCUGACAGUCUGUUUGGGAACAUAUCUAGAGAUGCGAUCAACUUUAUCCAGAGUACCAUCGUUAUGGAUCCACGUGGCGGCAGCCCGACAACGAAUAUCGUACCCCAUGCGCAGUUUCCCGAUGCUCCCACUAAACCCAAAGUGAGCCGUAAGGGACUAUCGUCCGAGCAGCAGAACAACAGUGGCCAUCACCGCGGCGCGUGGCAGUGA
This is a messenger RNA of Anopheles cruzii, 867 nucleotides long. RefSeq names its product death-associated protein kinase related-like. Gene Ontology annotation, cellular component: nucleus. Lineage: Eukaryota; Metazoa; Arthropoda; Insecta; Diptera; Culicidae. The transcript has 5 exons. The coding region runs from base 1 to 867 and encodes 288 amino acids. The record is from RefSeq and is a predicted model, not a curated record. Gene Ontology annotation, molecular function: protein serine/threonine kinase activity; ATP binding. Gene Ontology annotation, biological process: positive regulation of apoptotic process; protein phosphorylation; intracellular signal transduction.